Molecule: messenger RNA, 3152 nt
Organism: Poeciliopsis prolifica (blackstripe livebearer)
Lineage: Eukaryota; Metazoa; Chordata; Actinopteri; Cyprinodontiformes; Poeciliidae
Product: globoside alpha-1,3-N-acetylgalactosaminyltransferase 1-like
Exons: 12
Coding region: 308-1417 (369 amino acids)
Biological process (GO): carbohydrate metabolic process
Cellular component (GO): membrane; vesicle; Golgi apparatus
Molecular function (GO): hexosyltransferase activity
Source: RefSeq, a predicted model, not a curated record
CUUCCGGUUUGCACCAAACGCAAUCGGAAUGUUAAAGGCAGCGCAGCGGUUACAAUUGCUGACUCCUGUCUUUUUGUCCUCUAGUGCAACUUCCUGAUGAUGACGACGAGAACAUCCUCCCUCUUGCCUUGUGUUUUUGUCCCGCCCCAUACAAACUGCCAUUAACGCCCCAAUUGCCUACCUCCCACCCCGUGUCGAAUAGGAAGUUCCACCAAGCGCCUAAGAACCUGUGCGCUUGGUCUCUCUUCAGUUUGUGCUCGACGCUCUCUUAUUCACGUCCGGUGAUUCUCUUCAUAACGGAUUGAAAAUGCAGCGGAACAUCACCAAGUCCCACAUUUUGAUCGUGGUAAUAUUUUUUAGCCUCCUGGUACUUAUAUACGCCUACUUCAGAGAAAGCUUCUCACCUAUGAACUUUUGCAAGCCGUGUGUUUUCCCUGAGAAGGACAUAUUUGAACUGGAAAAUAAGCUUGAUGAGAUAAAUAACAAGGACAUGAGCGGGCAGUGCCUGAUAGGCGGCAAGAGGAUGGACAGAAUGGCAAUGGAUCUAGGACUAAAAUAUGCUCAGCCAAGCACGCUGAAUGGACGGAAAGACAUAAAUGCCGUGACAAACUGGAAUGCUCCUCUCGUCUGGGAAGGAACCUUUGAUCCUGUGGUUAUGGAUGCAAUCUAUAAGAAAAUGAACCCAAGAAUAGCUGUGGUGGUUUUUGCUGUUGGCAAGUACACUCGUUUUCUACAGAAAUUUAUUGAGACUGGUGAAAAGUAUUUCCUUGUUGGCUUCAAUGUCACUUACUACGUUCACACGGACAGAGAAAAUGAAGUCCCCAAGGUUCCUCUGGGUGAAGGCAGGAAGGUUACAGUUGUGUCCGUCCCAAGUGCAAAUCGCUGGCAGGAUGUUGUGCUGGGAAGGAUGAAAUGGGCAACCAUCACCAUUGAAAAGACGAUCCGUAAUGAGGCGGAUUAUUUGUUUAUGAUGGACAUAGACAGCGUCUUCUAUGCCCGGUUUGGAACCGAGUCCCUCAGUCGUCUUUCAGCUGUACUGCACCGGGGCUACUACAGGAAGACGCCAAGGGACAGUUUUCCUUAUGAGCGUCGACCUCAGUCCAAAGCCUAUAUUCCUGCUGGGGAAGGAGACUACUACUACACUGCAGCGGUGUGGUGUGGAUACCUGGAGGACAUGUACAAGCUAGUCAAGUACUGUUAUGAAAUGUCAGAGGAGGAUGCCAAAAACAAAAUCGAAGCUGUUUGGCAGGAGGAGAGUCAUCUCAACAGGUACCUGCUGACCAACAAACCGACCAAGGUGCUGUCUCCAGAAUACCUGUGGUCUGACUAUGAUGCUUUAACCCCUGACAUUAAAGUCAAAAGGAUCUCCCAGUUGGUUAAGAACUACGCAGAAGUUCGUCCAAAUGGUGGAAACUGAUGCUCACACUGCAGAAGCUGGUCUCAGGUUCUUCACAUUUUGCCUCUUAGUAGUUCUGGGGUUUGAGUUUUAGGUUUGGGGUUUUGGGUUUACACGACAAUACCCGUCUGUCGGGAUAUUUAUUACUGCACACAAAUCAAAACUUACCAGCCCGCUUUGAUUACCUUUGAUGAGUAGAUUUUUUUUUCCUAAAAUCUACUCAUAGCCUGUUGUAAAAGAAAAACAAUAACAAUUUGUUUAAAUUUUUCAAAAUAUUCAAAUUUGAAGCCUUACAUUUUGAUUGUUUGGCCACAAAGGAUCUUGCUGCUAAGUCCAAAAACGGUUUACAAUUUAUUUGUAAAUAUAUUUUUAUUCUUAUGUCCUCAGUGUGUAAUUUUUUUCUUCCCUGUUCUUGACUUUUAAGUCAAGAUGAAACCAAAAAAGGGAUGGCGUUAAAAUGACUUUAAAAGCCACUGACUGUAAUUUGAUUCAAAAUGUAUUUAUUAUUUUGUUUUUACACAAAAACAUAAUUUAAAUAUCCUCUGAUUUCACAUUUUUAUCCCCUUUUCUGCACAUUUAAAAUAUUUACAUAAUUUCUCUGUAAAUCUGAAAUUGCUAAAAAAAAAAAAAAAGAUAUGAAGAAACAUUUAAUUAAUUUGAGGUAAAUUAAAAAUUAUAUGAACAUGAAAUAAGUUGUACAAUGUAAUUGUUCAGCACCUCAGAGGUUUAAGUUGUAUACACAAUUAAAAACAUCUUUUUUGCAAUUAAAUAUUAAGAUUUGUAAGCGUCACUUAAAGUUCACAAACACUUUUUUGGCUCCCCUUGUAAAAAUGUGAUUCUGAAAUCUUCUUUCAGUGAAAAUACAUCCUGCACUACCUCUUAUAUUUGUUUUGCAUUUCUGUAGUUUGACUGCGUUUUAAAAAAAUGCUAUAGUAUCUUUAAAAGGAAUUGUCAUUUAUAAUAUAUUUUUCAGAAGAUCACAUCUGUUUAUUACAUUGCUUACAGAAUAUUGAUGUUAUAUAAGAACAUAUUCCCAUUGGUGAAAGGGUUUCUUUUGAAUGAAUUACAUUGUAAACCAUUUUCAAAGGGAAAUUAUUCAUUUGAAGAUGCCUCCUUGAAUUAACAAUUAGAUAUUUGUUUUUAUUUUAUUUUACUCAUUGGUGUUACGGAUUUUCUCCCAGAAAUAAAACAUAAAUAAAUGACAGCUUGUCAUCAUCUCUACCUGAGCAGCUCAGGUAGAGAUGCUCUUUUUAAUGCUCUUUUUAAUGUCUAAUUUAAUUAUUACAGUGAUAAAAAGAUUUUAAAGAUUAAGUUUUCUUUUUGAGACAUUACUUUUUAUUCUGGUAAGACUCAUUUUCUUUGCUUUGUGGAUGUCAGGAAUAUUUUUAUGAAGGUAAUGAUCAGUUUCAAAAACAGGAAGAUCUUCAUAAUUACAGAUCAAACUAAGAGUAGAAAAUAAAACAUGUGAAACAUAUUAGGGACAUUUGGUGUAUUACAGUGAGGAGUGGAGGCCUUAUUACAGAUGCUAUUUUAACUUUAAAAUGAUAUUUCGCAGGAUUUUAAAUUAAUUUGGUGAAGUGAAACAUUGUGUGUCAGCCUGUGGUUUUUAGAUUCAUGGAUGUGAGUGCUGAUUGUUCUUUAUGUGUGUGGAGUUUUUUUCUGAAAGUUGCUCUUUUGCUGUCUUUGCAAUGGUUGUUUUGACAAUCGGUUUUUAAUAGGCAAACUAAAGGCAAAAUAAAAUUCAAUUAAUGAAGGA